GUCAGUCAGACUUCGAGUUGCCUAUGCCAAACAUAUUUAGCUGGAAACACAUUUGAUCGAGUUAGACAAAAAGCAGCAGAAUGGAACGACUGCGGUCCUCGCAAAGCCGCGAAGUGCGCAUCGGCAACUACAAGGUGGUGCGCAAGAUCGGCUGCGGAUCCUUUGGCGAUAUAUACCUGGGCAUCUACAUCCACAGCGGGGAGCGGGUGGCCAUCAAGGUGGAGAGCAGCAAGGUGCGCCAUCCGCAGCUGAACUACGAGAGGCGACUCUACCGGGCUCUGAGGCCCGCACCCGGCCUGCCAAGGAUUAGGUACUUCCACAAGGAGCAGCACUACCAGGCGAUGGUGAUGGAUCUGCUCGGACCGUCGCUGGAGCGGCUCUUUCAGUUCUGCGAGAGGGCCUUCACCAUCAAGACCGUGCUGCUGCUGGCCGAGCAGAUGCUGCGCCGGGUGGAGUACGUCCACAACCGGGGCUUCCUGCACCGCGACAUCAAGCCGGACAACUUCCUGAUGGGCCUGGGCACCAUGUCCAAGCAAGUGUACCUGAUCGACUUCGGGCUGUCCAAGAAGUUCCUGGACAUAACCACCGGCGUGCACAUACCCUAUCGCGAGGAGCGCUCCCUGACGGGCACCGCCCGGUACGCCUCCAUUGGCGCUCAUGCGGGCGUCGAGUCCGCCAGGCGGGAUGACAUGGUGGCCGUGGGCUAUGUCCUCAUGUACUUCAAUCGCGGCUCCCUGCCGUGGCAGGACCUGAAGGCGUCCACCAAGCAGCAGAAGUACGAGCGCAUACAUGAGAAGAAGAUCUCGGUGAGCAUCGAGGUCCUGUGCGAGGGCUUUCCCUGCGAGUUCACCAUGUACCUGAACUACUGCCGCGGCAUGGGGUUCUACGACAAGCCCGACUACGACUUCAUCUGCCGCAUGUUCCGAAUGCUGCGGAAUGGGCUCAAUCUGCGGCCGGGUCUCAUCUACGACUGGGACAUGCUGAUGAUGAAGUUCCACAACACGCAGAAGAAUCCCGGCAUUGGAAUGCGCGUGUUUCCGCCCAAGCAGAAGGAAGAUGACGGGGUCAGCGGUGAGCCGAUCAUCAAGGAUGAGAAGUGCAACUUCUGGUCCUGAGUGGUUGGCAUCCGUCGAGUUUCCAGCCUCAAAUUGGAUGAAACGCAGUGUUUAAUUAAAAGUCGCCCCAAAUGAAUUUGAUCUGCGCCUGGAACGAGGACCACAGGAUUAUGUUCUCCCAAAUACUACAUUUAUAAAUUGCAUGUGUAAGAAAUGAAGGGGCAAAGAAAAUAUAAAUUGCAAGCGCUUCUAUGAUGUUUAA
Messenger RNA from Drosophila erecta, 1317 nucleotides. RefSeq names its product casein kinase I. Lineage: Eukaryota; Metazoa; Arthropoda; Insecta; Diptera; Drosophilidae. Bases 81 to 1115 code for a protein of 344 amino acids. The record is from RefSeq and is a predicted model, not a curated record. The transcript has a single exon. Gene Ontology annotation, biological process: peptidyl-serine phosphorylation; signal transduction; endocytosis. Gene Ontology annotation, cellular component: nucleus; cytoplasm. Gene Ontology annotation, molecular function: ATP binding; protein serine/threonine kinase activity.